Molecule: messenger RNA, 1361 nt
Organism: Acanthochromis polyacanthus (spiny chromis)
Lineage: Eukaryota; Metazoa; Chordata; Actinopteri; Pomacentridae
Exons: 11
Coding region: 1-1131 (376 amino acids)
Source: RefSeq, a predicted model, not a curated record
AUGGUGCUUCACAUGAGGAUUCAAGCCAAGAUGAUGCUCAUGCACAGGCAGGCUCCUGCUGUGGCAGUAGAGACUGAGACGUCCCCCAUACAUGGUGCUUCACAUGAGGAUUCAAGCCAAGAUGAUGCUCAUGCACAGGUAACAAUCAGGCAGGCUCCUGCUGUGGCAGUAGAGACUGAGACGUCCCCCAUACAUGGUGCUUCACAUGAGGAUUCAAGCCAAGAUGAUGCUCAUGCACAGGUAACAAUCAGGCAGGCUCCUGCUGUGGCAGUAGAGACUGAGACGUCCCCCAUACAUGGUGCUUCACAUGAGGAUUCAAGCCAAGAUGAUGCUCAUGCACAGGUAACAAUCAGGCAGGCUCCUGCUGUGGCAGUAGAGACUGAGACGUCCCCCAUACAUGGUGCUUCACAUGAGGAUUCAAGCCAAGAUGAUGCUCAUGCACAGGUAACAAUCAGGCAGGCUCCUGCUGUGGCAGUAGAGACUGAGACGUCCCCCAUACAUGGUGCUUCACAUGAGGAUUCAAGCCAAGAUGAUGCUCAUGCACAGGUAACAAUCAGGAAGGCUCCUGCUGUGGCAGUAAAGACUGAGACGUCCCCCAUACAUGGUACUUCACAUGAGGAUUCAAGCCAAGAUGAUGCUCAUGCACAGGUAACAAUCAAGCAGGCUCCUGCUGUGGCAGUAGAGACUGAGACGUCCCCCAUACAUGGUGCUUCACAUGAGGAUUCAAGCCAAGAUGAUGCUCAUGCACAAGUGUUAACCCUCGUGGAUUAUCCCCUAAGUGAUGAAACAGAUGAGGACUGCAUAGAAGACCCACUUCUAAAUCUACACUGCAAUGAGAUGUAUAGAGUAUCAGAUGUUUGUGAGCCUCUGUUUAGUUCAAAUGAGAGCACAGUGGAUGAAACUGAUGAGGAUUCCAUGAAAAACUAUUCUGGUGUGCAUUCAGAGCACAACAUUGUUCCAAAGUUAAGAAGGACAAAGAGCUUAUUGAUGGCUAGGAUACCAGAUUUUUCUGAUGCUCUUUUUGAUUCAAGUGAGGACAGCAGCGAAGGCCCUUCCUUUAAGUCUGAAAGAGCUUCACGAAGGCUGCAACCCGUAAGCAUCUCGUUUUUACUCACUUGUGUUAUCACUUAAAGGGUCAGGGUAAGUCUUUAAUACAGAUAAGACUCUGGACAUAUAUAUCUGUAAAGUUCAACUUGACUGGUUUGUGGAGGUACACAAGCAUGUGGCAGUUAUCCUUUACAUUACAAGUGACACAUCAAGAUAGGUUUUAAUGUUUCUGUGCCAGUCCAGUAGGCAGUUAACAGUGUAGUAAAAUGGUCAUAUUCAUUUGGAGGUUGAAGUAUUAACUUGGGCUUUUUCUU